Messenger RNA from Colossoma macropomum (tambaqui), 6944 nucleotides. RefSeq names its product retinitis pigmentosa GTPase regulator b (gene rpgrb). Lineage: Eukaryota; Metazoa; Chordata; Actinopteri; Characiformes; Serrasalmidae. The record is from RefSeq and is a predicted model, not a curated record. Bases 12 to 5216 code for a protein of 1734 amino acids. The transcript is spliced from 19 exons.
CAGUGAACCGGAUGUGGCGUUUAUUUUGGCUGAGGGUUGCCAAAACUCGGCGGACAGACAGCGCCGCGCAUAAGCUCAUUAACAGCGUAGCAAUGGCCGGAGAGGCCGGGGAGGAAAUACCUGAUUCAGGGGCUGUCUUCACAUUUGGCAAGAGUAAAUUUGCAGACAAUGCCCCCAGCAAAUUUUGGUUGAAAAAUGAUGUCCCUUCGAAGAUAGCAUGUGGAGAUGAGCACACGGCACUCAUUACAGAGAAUGGAAAGCUGUUCAUGUUUGGCAGUAAUAACUGGGGGCAGUUAGGUCUUGGAACAAAGACCAGUGUAAAUAAACCUACAUGUGUGAAAGCUUUGAAAUCUGAAAAAGUAAAACUUGUUGCUUGUGGAAGGACUCAUACGCUUGUUUACACAUCAUGUGGUAACCUGUAUGCGGCUGGUGGGAAUAAUGAAGGCCAGCUUGGUCUUGGAGACUACGAGGAGAGAGCCUCAUUCCAGCUGGUUGAUUUCUUCACGAAACAUGGUCCAAUCAAAAUGCUUGCUGCAGGUUCCAACACGUCAGCUGCCCUUAUGCAGGAUGGAAAGCUGUAUGUGUGGGGUGAUAACUCUGAAGGCCAGAUUGGUUUGGGUAAGGAGGCUGGUGCUGUGACUCCUCGGGAGCUUUCUGUCGGGAGACGAGUGGCUUGGGUUUCCUGUGGCUAUUACCACUCUGCCUUUGUUACAGUGGAUGGGGCCUUGUUCACAUUUGGAGAGAGGGACUGUGGAAAGCUGGGACUGUCCCCAGCUCAGCUGCCCAAUCACAAAGUGCCUCAGCACGUAGAGGGCAUUUCUGAAAGGGUGCUACAGGUGGCCUGUGGUGGAGGACACACAGUGGCUUUCACUGAGAAUUAUCUAUAUUCAUUUGGCCUGGGUCAGUUUGGCCAACUAGGUCAUGGCACCUUCAUCUUCGAGUCUCGUUUGGCCAGAGUGGUGGAGCACUUCCGCAAGGGGAGAGUAAAACACAUAGCAUGUGGAGAAAAUCAUACAGCAGUUCUUACAGUUAGUGGCCUUCUGUACACAUUUGGUGAUGGCCGUCAUGGAAAGCUGGGUCUAGGAGAGGAGAAUUUCACCAACCAGUUCAAACCAACUUUAUGUCCACGAUUCCUCAAAUAUAGUGUGGAGUCUGUUACAUGUGGCGGAUGUCACAUGCUGGUGUUGGCCAAACCUCGGAUCAAAGGGUCAGAAGACGUGAUUCUAGAGGAUGACGAUAUCACUGAGGACUAUCUUGAGAAGUCGUACACAGAACUGCUUGGAGAGACAGUCACUCAGACCAACCUGAAUAGAAGCUUUUCAGCCCGUGUCAGACGCCGAGAAAGGGAGCGUUCUCCAGAACAAUUUAGAAUGAUGUUCCGGACUCUUCCACCUCUUAGUUCAGGUUACCUCAGUGCAUCUCUACCUGUGUCUAGUCAGACCUUGCCCCCACGAUUGCCCCCCACGGAGUUACACAGCAAGAGGGACUCCAAUGGCCUUCAGAGAAGUGGCCUUCACCACAGCACUGGCAAGGUGAUGAAAGAGCAAGAAGUUGAUGGGAAAAGUUCUGCAGUUGAAAACAGUGAGGACAGUGAAAGUGUGAAGGAUUUGGGAGAAACCACUGACUUAUUAAAUUUAACUCAUGUAAUAAAGAUGGAUCCUGGUGAGAAGAGUCUUACAUUGUCUCCUGUUCAGAAGAAGGUUAAGGUUGUGAAAAGGCACGGUAAGGAGGUGGGACAGCCUGCACAACACCCUGCUCGCUCUACUAGGCAUAAAGCCCUGCCCACUGAAUUACUGAGAAGCCCUAGUGGCAAGUCACUGCUUGGGGAUUCUCCACUUUCCAGAAGCUCCUAUCAAAGUUCCCAGAGCUGGGGCAGUGAUAAGGAGAAUGCACUGAUAGCUUUGAAGGAAACCAGGCCCACAAGGCUCAGAGCAGAGAGCAGUAGAGCUAAGAAAGAGACCCAGCCAAUGAGCCUGGCUGAUAUUAGCAGAGCUAAGUCUCUGCCUCGCACACCCAUACACACAGCAGGGCCAAGCCAACUAAUGGAGAUUGGAGGUAAAAGUAAAUCUACUAAACAGCCUAAAGGAAAAGCCCAGCCAAGUCAAGAAGACCUAAGCAAGCCUGCGACUAAACCUCAUUCUGCUGAAGUGAAUCGUUCAGAGAUAGACUUUGACACUAAGGCUGGUAAACCAAGGGGAAAAGCUAAAUUCGCAAGCCAAGGGGAUUCAGGCAAAGUAGGAUCCAAAACUCACCAGGAAUCAGACUCCAAAAGGCAGCAAACAAACUAUGAGGAGAAAGAAAAUGUGGUGAGGAAGAAGCCUAAAGAAGAUCAAGCAGGUAAAGAGAUACCUAGAGAGGUUGCUGCUAAAAUCACACAGGCAAAACACAUACCUGUAGAGGCUAAAAGCAAGAUAUCAAAGGUGAAAAGUAAGCCAGUAAUUGUGCAAAGCAAAUCACCAGACACUGCUGAGUCCGACUCAAAGUCAGGAUCAAAAAAGUAUGACAAAAGAGAUGUAAGGACAGGGGACGUCAGCACUAGAAACAAACAUCAUAUUCAAGCACAGGAUCCUACUAAGAAGACCAAACCUGACCCAAGCCUUUUGCUUUCUAAGGGAAACAGGAAAACACAAAAGACAACCAAAGCACAAUCCAUGGACCCUGUAUCAGUAGCCAAUGCAACCAAGAGCACAAAGUCAGAAUCAGAAUUACAAUCAGAGACCAUGCGGCAAAACCUUCUCACGGGGGUAACCUCAUUUAUUCAAGAUGUUAGACCGGAGAGUCCUGUGCGUCUUCUGAGAGAGGUGACCACUAGCCAGGUCGUGUCCCGAGCAACAGCUAGCAGCUCCUCACAGUCUGCACCACAAACUAAAUCAGGCAGGACAAGAACAAAUACACUUGCUGAACGAACUCUCUCAGAUGCCUCAUCCAUCACUGACACUUCAGAAGCUGCAGAGGAGGGACCAAGCAAAAGAACAUCAGCUACAAUAAACGUAAUGCCUGAACCUGGACCUUCAAGUGAGGAGACCCCGAAGUUCCAGUCUGGAGCCAAGUUAUCAGAGGAGGAGAAAAGUGACAGAACUGAGAGAGAAUGUGAGGAAUCAGGAGGUGAGAGUGGUCAGAUAUCACAGGUGGAGGAGGCGGAGGAAGGGAGUAGGGAGAUGACAGAAUGUGAGGGAUUGAUAAAGGGAGGGGGGGAAAGUAGCAGUGCUGAAUACGAUGAGGAAGAGAGUAAGACGGGUGAUUUGUCAAACAAUAGUGAAAGUGAUGAGGAAGAAAAUGACACGUCGAGCAAUAAUGUGGAAAGCGAGGGAGAGAGAAAGGAGGAGGAAAGUGAAACCGAGAGAGAGCAAGCAGAGAGCGAGGCAGAGUCUGAUGAAGAAAGGAGUAGUAGUGUGGUGGAGAAAGGAGAGGAAGAAGAAAUGAGUGAGAUAAAUAGAAAAGAGAAAGAGAGUGAGGAUGAGGAGCAAGAAGAGGAUGAAAGCAGAGUGAGUGAGGUCGAAGAAAAAGAGAGCAGUAAAGAAUCGGGUGAAGAGGGAGAGGAAGAAGAAUCAGAAGAAAAAGAGAGCGAAGAUGAGCAGGAAAGUGCCAAAUCAGAAAGUGACAGUGAAGCUGAGGAGGAUAGCAGAAAGGAGAGUGAGAGUGGAGAGGAAGAAGGAGAAGAUGAUGAAGAAGAAAAUAGUAUUUCUGAAGAGCAGGAGGGGUCAGAGGGGAAAGAGAAGAGUAAGGCAGAAGAUGAGGAAGAGUGGGAUGAAAUGGAGAGUGGAAAUGAAAGUGAGGGAGAAGAGAGUGGGGCAGGAGAGGAGGAGAAUGAGGAUAGUGAAGCAGGUGAAGAGGAAGAAGCAGAGGAGGAAAAAGAUGAAGAAGAAGGAGAGAAAGAUGAUAGUGAAGCAGAGAAGGAAGAAGAUGAAGAUGAGGGAGUAGAGGACAGUGAAGCAGAGAAGGAAGACAAUGAGGAUGAGGGAGCAGAAGAAGAUAGUGAAGCAGAGAAGGAAGAUGACGAUGAGGGAGCAAAAGAAGACAGUGAAGCAGAGAAGCAAGACGAUGAAGAUGAGGGAGCAGAAGAAGAUAGUGAAGCAGAGAAGGAACAAGAUGAUGAAGAUGAGGGAUCAGAAGAAGACAGUGAAGCAGAGAAGGAAGACGAUGAAGAUGAGGGAGCAGAAGAAGAUAGUGAAGCAGAGAAGAAACAAGAUGAAGUGGAAGAAAACAGUGAAACAGAAAAGGAAGAAGAUGAGGAAGCAGAAGAAGAUCAAGAAUCUGAGAAUGAGGAGGAGGAGGAAGAAGCAGAUGAAGGAGCUGAAGAAGUAGAGAAGGAGGAGGAAAGUGGCGAAGAACAUGAGGAAGAAGAGGAUGAAGCAGAAAAUGAGGAGGAGGAAGAAGAGGACCAACAAGACGAAGAGGAGAGAGAGCAAGACGAUGAAGAAGCAAGAGAAGAGGAAGAGGAAAAGGAAAGAGAGAACUUUUUCUCAUGUAUUGUGUGUGUGAUAACUCCUCAGUACCUUUCUCACUCGUUUCCUCUUCGCCUUAACUCCUGCCUCCACUUUUUUCCUUUUUCACGGAAUCAUUUAUUAUAUUCUCAGUUGUGUCUUGUUCAAACAAAAGCUCUGAUGUCUGUCUUUUGUUUGUUCUUCCUGUAUGAUCUUCUGCAGGAUUAUAGCCACAGAACCAUAGAGCUCAGCGAUGAUGAGACAAAUGGAGAGGAAGCUCAAACAGAAGAUGAGGAGGAGGAGGAGGAGGAUGAUGAUGAUGAAGAGGAGGAGGAGAGGGAAAAAUGUGAAAAGGAAAAAGAUGGAGAAGAGCUUGUGGAACAAGUAGAGCAGCAAGAGAUCAAAACAACCCAAGCAAUGCCUCAGGAAAAGGAAGAUGUUAAAGAGGCUACUGUUCCUGAUGGACCAAUAAAAGAUUCUGGACAUAAAGACACUUCCAGUCCACUUAUAGAGGAGAAGUCGCAAUCCCAAAAUGAAGCCAAGCAGAACAAACCAAAAAAUCUCUUUGGAUCUAACAGCAAGCUCUCUCUGUUCAAGCGGAGGUCUUCCACCAAAGACAAGCAGACUAAGGAGAAAGCAGAAGCCCCAGCGGAGAGCACUACAUCAGCCAAGCCUUCCAGCGAAACCCCCUCAGGCAGUUCAGACAGUGGAGAUCCAGGGAAGAGCCCCAGUGUUGAAGACCCCAACCCCCGGCCCCUCCGGUCCCGUUCAGCCACGUGCAGUCUGCUGUGAUUGCUUCAGUGGACCCAUUAGACCAGCAUUUUCAGACCCUUUCUCAAGGACAUGUCCCCUGCAGUUUAGUGUUUCCCUGAUCUGUCACAUUCAGAUUAAGUACACAAAAGGAUCCGUGGCUGGUGCAUUAGAGCAGGAAAAACCUGGAUUCCAGCAGUGCCCUCAGGACUAAUGCUAGGAAUUUCUGUUCUUAGCAAUAAAAGACAAAGACAAUCUGUAAACGCUAACCUUGUACCAACGCAGAGUCACAAGUUAAUUAGGUACAUCUACUUGUUUCUACAUUCACUGGCAGUUCUAUCAUUUACACUUAUCUGUUAGGUGUACAGUUAUGGACUGUACGGGCCAUCACUCACUAGAUAACAUGUAAAUGAAAGACCAUUUUUAGCACAGCAUUGACACCAGCAUGGUAGUGGCAUGCUAGCAGUAUUUCUGUUUUUUUUUUAAAACUGUACACUUCCUGGCCCCUUUUUAGACACACAUGCUUGUUGGUACAGCCUGUAGGUGAACAGUUGUAGACUGUAGCCUAGACUGUAGCCCAGGGGUGGCGAAAUGCAGUCCUGAAGAGUCAGUGUCCAGCACUGUUUGGUAAUUUUUCCUGCUCAAAACACAUAAAUUAAACCAAGAAAUUAAUACCUGAAAAAAUUCAAGUGCGUUUGAGUAGGAAAAUCACCAAACUCUGCUGGACUCCGGCCCUCCAGGACUGGAGUUUGCCACUCCUGGGGGGGGGGCAUUUUGUAUGUAGGUUGGAACUUCAGGAGGAGCAUUGGUGACCACUACACUAGUCAACAUUGUAACACACAGUAAUAUACCAUUACUAUAUUGGUGUCAAUACUAUGCUGAUAAUGGCCCACCACCAAAAUAAUGGUAUGUCAGUGGUGGUACUUUGGUGGUCCGUUCGUUUCCAUUGGUAGCGUGCAGUUGACUCAAACAAUGUGCAGAAACAGAUGGGUAACAGUCAGUAAACGUAACCUACAAAUUGCACCUGUACAGACAUAGCUUGUGGGUUUAGCUGGGGUGUCCACAUUUUGGUUUUCAAAACAGAGGACACUGGGGGCAGGAGGGUGGCAGAGAGCAGACUGCAGAAAGCAAAUGUCAACAUGAAAACAAAGCCAAAUCCUGGAAGUUAGACAGUUUAGAAAUCCUGACCAGACGUGUGUUUAGGUGCAAAAAAGAAAACAUGUCCUGGACAAAAACGAUGUAUGGUCACCAUAGUUUGCCCAGAAGGAAAAUGUAGCUAAUAUAUGGUCAACUUGUAUGAUAUCCAAAUGACAGCCUCUAGCGGCAGGGGCUUGACUCCUGGAAUAGCAGUGACAGCCAUAAUGUGCCUUGCAAACACUAUACAACCAUUGAGGUUUUGCUCAGUUGGGAUAUUUUCCAAGGCACUUCAUGGGGCCAUUUGAAUUUUGGUACUAUGUUUCAUUUCUUGUGUGUGUGUGUGUGUGUGUGUGUGUGUGUGUGUGUGUGUGUUUUAAUCACAAUUUCUUUCAUACGGUUUGCUUUUUGUCAUAACGUGUAUGUUAGAUAGUGAUUUGACUGUUUGUAUGAUGUGCAUCAUAUAAUGUAAAAAUGUGUUUUAAAGUAAUUAUUUAUUUAUGCUUAGUCCAGUUUUCUUCGAGACCCUUGCCUAGUAGGGUAACAUAACAUUUGUAUUCGAUUGCCAGUGGGAAUUUUCUUAUAUUCUUUUACAUGUUGGAUUGAGUGUGUAAUGAGUAAAAUUAAUUCUACGUC